Molecule: messenger RNA, 3051 nt
Organism: Macrosteles quadrilineatus (aster leafhopper)
Lineage: Eukaryota; Metazoa; Arthropoda; Insecta; Hemiptera; Cicadellidae
Product: fatty acyl-CoA reductase wat-like
Exons: 12
Coding region: 1492-3033 (513 amino acids)
Biological process (GO): long-chain fatty-acyl-CoA metabolic process
Cellular component (GO): peroxisome
Molecular function (GO): alcohol-forming very long-chain fatty acyl-CoA reductase (NADP+) activity
Source: RefSeq, a predicted model, not a curated record
AUCUGAAAGGUCAAUGAUCCAUUCUGUCCCAGGCCACUGUAUUGUCUCAGUCGCAAAUAGUUAUUGAUCUCAUUCAUUACAAUUCUGUCCUGGGUUGUUAGUAAAUCUGUUUGAUGAAUGAGAUUAAUAGUGGCUAUAUCAUGAAAUGUGCAUAGCAGACAAUCCCACAUUAUGUUCUUGGUUGACUUUUGAAUAUUUGACAUAGUCAACAAUUAGGCGGUGUCCACAAGAAAUAUCUUUUUAUUCGGUCUUGAAAUAUCAGGUUAACAAAACACAAAAUCUAGUAGAAUUCAACCGCACAGAAAUUAGUGAAUAUUUGACAUUACUAAAUGGAAUUAUUUUUUAACUCUGAAAGCCUCUACAAGAAAGAUUUCUUGCUUUAGGCACAUUGUAUGAUUGGAAUUGCACCAUUGGUUUAGCUUAUACUGGGUAAUCAGAUUUUAGAAUGGUGGAAAGUAUCUGCACCUCAGUAAUAUUUUAUAACCCAUGUUUAUUCACGUUUGUAGGUCUGAUUGGUUAACUAUCACCAAAAUGGCAUUACACACUUAUGCUUUGUUGUCAUCUGAAGCCAUUUACUUUUGAAUUUCAUAAUGGCCUAAGUAUGGGAAUUUCUAAAUUUUAAACUACCGUACUCAACUCUUUGACUGCCAAGGACUAUUAAAUAAUGAAAAGAAUUAACUUUACAUCAAGGCCACAAAAAGAAUUUUUUUUAAUUGGCCUUUCUUGCUCCUUCUCUUACAGAAAGUUGAACAUCAGAGCUAACAACUAAAGCCAAAUUUGAACCCUGGCUCGCUUCUGGAUGAAGGGAGAGCGAAAUGUCUGAUUGGCCUGAAUCAGCCAUAACGCUUUAUGUUAUAACAACGGCAGUGACAUAAGUUAUCGGGUAGUUGCCGAUUACUCCCAGUUUCUCCCACUGCUCCAGCACAUGCUUUUUGUUUUCCUAUGAGUAGUAGUAUCAGUAUGCAAGAUGUUGGUUUUUGUCUUGUUUGGAUCUGAUACAUAUGGUCCAUGGUGGUCAAUGGGUUCAAUCAAUGUUAGAAACCAUUAGAAACUGAAGUUUUACUAAUUAUUUUAACAUACAAGGUGUCUAGGAGCCUCAACUGUUUUACUGUCAGCGAUUAUUAGAUUGAUUGAACAAGCAUGGUGUCACAUUAGUAAAAACAUUUCACAACCACCGAGUAAUACUAAAACUCAUUGUGGUUUGACUGCCGGUGAUAGGUGUGAAAGUUUGGGGAGUUUUUGUAUUACUUCUGCCUUUAUAGUGUUGUUCUAGUACCUGUCUCCAUUGAAUGAAGACGUCCACAGCAUUUUGGAAGUCUUGGUCUUGAUUUACUGCGUAUCAAGGCUCUUUGACUGUCGCCUUGUUGAUGGAUUUCUUAAAAUGCAAUACCUGGAGGGUGAAUCGUUAAUCUGUCGAUAUUUUUGUAGGAAGUUUGAAGAACAAGAUGCUGAUUGAAGGACAACAUCUCUUGAAACCAGUUAAGUUGGAUAAUGGACUACUACGAAGCUAGGGAUGAUCUGGACGACCCUCCACUUGAACAGCAGGAAGACAGUCCAAUACAGAAACUGUUCAAAGGAGCUCACGUGUUCAUAACAGGGGCCUCAGGGUUCAUGGGGAGGGUCCUCUUGGAGAAAAUACUAAGAACAUGUGAUGUGGCUCAAAUAUUUAUUCUAGUGAGGGACAAAAAAGGAGUAAAAUCACAAGAAAGGUUGUCGUCCAUAUUAGAUGAUAGGUUGUUUGAGUCACUGAAGCUACAGAAGCCUGGAGAGGUGAGGAAGGUAAGGGUGGUGACAGGAGACUGCAGUGAGCCUGGCCUGGGACUGGGACAGGAGGACUUGCGACAGAUGUCCUCAGUCAACCUCAUCUACCACGUGGCUGCCAACCUGCAGAUGGACCAACACCUCAAGAUAGCUUACACCACUAACGUACUGGCCACCAAGUGUCUGCUGGAGUUUGCUAGGACUCUGCCUCAACUCAAGGCUUUCAUGUAUGUUUCCACUGCUUAUACACAUGCCUACAGAGACCUGGUGGAGGAGACAUUCUACAGUGUUAUAUAUGACGAGGAAGAAAUUGGUCAGAUAUGUCGAGACAUGGAUGACCAUCAAAUAGGUGCCUUGACGCCCAAGUUGAUCGGGAGGUGGACAAAUACAUACGCCCUCACCAAGGCAUGUGCGGAAAACCUUGUGUCAAAAUAUGACGGUGUUCUGCCCAUCGGUGUCGUUCGCCCAUCAAUAGUGGUGUCGACGUGGAGGGAGCCGCUGGUAGGGUGGAUCAACAAUGUUUACGGUGCCGUGGGAGUGGUGACAGGGACAGCGCUUGGUCUCAUGCGACUGUGGUGUGCUGACCCUGAUAUGGUGGGAGACAUGAUCCCUGUAGACACAGCCAUCAACAUGACUCUGGCAGCCACGUGGGAAGUGGCCGUCUCCAACACACAGCUGAAAAUCUACAACCUUGUCUCAUCGCCCAAGAACCCGAUAACGUACGAUAUCCUGCGCACUGCCAACUUUGGUCAUGGGGCCAACGAACGGAUGGAGUCUAUAAAUAGCAUUGCUGUUCCUAGCUUCAUGCUUGUCAAGAACAAAACAGCCUUCACUCUACUGUCCAUCUGGUACCAUGUUAUUCCAGGGAUAUUGAUGGACAUGUAUCUCCAGUUUAUUGGGAAAACUCCAAAGCUCAAGAAAGUGUACACCAAAAUAUACAACGUCAACAAAAAUCUGAUGCCGUACUGUGUGGACCAUGACAUCGUGUUUACUGCAAACAACGUCGACCGGCUAUGGGAAACGUUAGACCCCUUGGACAAAAAGCUGUUCCUGUAUGACUUGAGACAGCUAGACUGGGACUACUUCUGGCUUCAGGGGUUGAAAGGCAUGAGAGUCUAUCUGAUCAAUGAGCCCAUGGAUACUGUACCUCAGGGAAUCAAACAUUAUCGGAAGUUACUUAUUAGAAAGCUGCUAUUUGACUCCAUCAUCUGGUCGUUUUUGGGAACAUUAGGUUACUUAAUUUUAAAAUCAGUUGUUAGUCCUUAUUUGUAAAUAAAUUAUUAUAAAUUA